Molecule: messenger RNA, 705 nt
Organism: Rhodotorula graminis WP1
Lineage: Eukaryota; Fungi; Basidiomycota; Microbotryomycetes; Sporidiobolales; Sporidiobolaceae
Product: glycoside hydrolase family 16 protein
Exons: 6
Coding region: 1-705 (234 amino acids)
Biological process (GO): carbohydrate metabolic process
Molecular function (GO): hydrolase activity, hydrolyzing O-glycosyl compounds
Source: RefSeq, a predicted model, not a curated record
AUGUACUUUCCUGCCGCCGCCAUCCUCUCAUUCUCUCUGGUGCUGGUCGCCCCUGCGGUCGUCGCCGGCAAGAAGGCCAAGACCGUCAAGCUCGACGUCGACUUCUCGACCUUCGUCGACGGGUCCGACAUCAACUCGUUCCUCGACCGGCACCAGCUCUACGUGAGCGACUACUCCGUCGGCUCGGAGCCCCUCAGCCACACCUUCGUCAAGCGCAACGUCGACAUCGUCGCCGGCUCGCUCCGCCUCAAGGUCGACGGCCAGAGCGGCAGCGGCGACGUCAAGAGCGCCGAGGUCGGCACGUACGACAGCGACAUUCGCUACGGCACCUUCACGACAAUCGCCAAGCUCACGCCGGUCGAGGGCGUGUGCGCCGGCUUCUUCACCUACACCGACGACAACAACGAGAUCGACAUCGAAGCCCUCUCGUCGUACUACAACAAGGGCUACGGCUACUCGGUUCAACCUGGUCUCGAGUUCACGAACCAGCCGCUCAAAGCCGGCGGAAAGUCGACUAACACGGCCGUUGCCUACGACUUUGACCCGACUGCCGACUUUCACAACUACACGAUCGUCUGGAUGAAGGGCAAGAGCGAGUUCCACGUCGAUGGCAAGCUCCGCACGACCUUCCGCGACAACGUGCCGAGCGUCGGCGCGAGCUUCCUCUGGAACGCGACGUCAACUGGAGCGCCGCCCAUGCGCUAG